This is a messenger RNA of Drosophila takahashii, 2099 nucleotides long. It is a transcript of the gene Atat, whose product is annotated as alpha-tubulin acetylase. Gene Ontology annotation, biological process: alpha-tubulin acetylation. Gene Ontology annotation, molecular function: tubulin N-acetyltransferase activity. Gene Ontology annotation, cellular component: microtubule. The record is from RefSeq and is a predicted model, not a curated record. NCBI's taxonomy places the organism in Eukaryota, Metazoa, Arthropoda, Insecta, Diptera, Drosophilidae.
UAAAUUCGCAAUUCUCAUUUCUCAAUUGCAGGGGCUGCGCACACUCACAGUCACAAAACAAAUAGACUAAAAGAACAAUCGAGGGGCAGCAUAAUGGUGGAGUUCCGCUUCGAUAUCAAGCCGCUGUUUCCGCAGCCAAUUAUCAAGGUGACAUCGAACCUCCUGCCGCACACCUUUCGUGGCGAUCGGCGUCAGUGUUUAGAUGCCACCACCAAGAUGUCGGAGAUCAUCGAUCGGCUGGGCCAGCUGUCGGCCACCUCGCAGGGCCUCAGCAAGCCGGUGACCACGGCCCAGCGCCUGAGGAUGUCCGAUAACCAGACCAUUUAUCUGCUGGCGGAUAGUGAGCAGGGUCACAACGGCGCUGUCACCGGUCUACUGAAGGUGGGCACCAAGGAUCUGUAUUUGUUUGACGAGUCCGGACAGACGCGCAAGGUGGAGCAGGCUCCAUCCAUUCUGGACUUUUACAUCCACGAGUCUCGUCAGCGCGCCGGCCUGGGAAAGCGUCUCUUCCAGACGAUGCUAAGCGAGGAACAGUGGACGCCACUAAAGUGCUCGGUGGACCGGCCGUCGGAAAAACUACUGGGUUUCCUCAGCAAACAUUACGGAUUGCAGCGAAUCAUUCCGCAGGCGAACAAUUUCGUACUCUACGAGGGAUUCUUCAACGAUGCGGCCUCCGCGAAUGGACACGGCCACGCCCAGUCGCCGCAGCGCACCCCGAAUGGCCUGCACAUUACGAACAGUCCUAACACACAGCUCUUUGGUGCUACUUACCUGGGCGAGGAUUCUAACCGGCGGCGUGGUUCCCAGCAGCAGCAGUCGGGCCCGAAUGUGCUGCUCCAGCAGAUAACACAGAUCUCUCCGUCCGGACGAUAUGGGGCUCCACGUCCCACUUGCAGCAUGGCCGAGAUAAUUCAUGCCGGCAACUCGAAGGGCGGAAAAGGUAAUGGCAGUGCAGAAUCGAACAGCGGCAAUGGUAACCACGAUCUAGCAGAGAUUGCCGAGCAGCUGCAGCGGCAGAGUUUGGCCGACUUGGAGGCCCACAGCUAUGAGCCGGAGCUGGAAAUUGAGCCGGAGGUCGAGCCGGAACCCGAACCCGAACCGGAGGUGAUUACUCCACCAUCACCGCCGCCGCCAAAGAGCCACACUCCGACUCCCCCGUCCGUGCGAUCGCCCGAGGUGGCCGAGAGCAUUGUGGGCGACAACCGGAGACCUCCGGCCUUCCAGCUGAGCAAGCAGCACACGGGCAUGAAGAACCGAUCCUUUGGCGUCGGCAUGGCCGUAAUGCCCAGCACCAAAAUGGAGUUCGAUCAGAUGGAGCGCGAGGAUUUCGGCGUGGUCAAGAUCAACCGUCCGCCCGGCCAUGAUGCCACCUCGCCGGGCCAGGACAACACGGAUGCCUUGUCCACCGUUUCCUCCGGCGGCGGUGGCGGCGGCCUCACCGAUCAGGGCUACUACGAUCUCAAGUUCUAUCACAAUAAGUUGUGGUAAAGAUCUCAAAUCGAUCACAAAACCGCAACACCACGCAAUAUUUGGUAGCAUCUUUUGUACGUGUGGCAUUAAGCAUAAUUAACAAAAUCUAAUCUAGACACUAAGAAUGUAUUAACUCUAAUCAAAAAAUAUCACACCAAACGGUUCCUGUACUUCAGUUCGAUGAUUUCGUUGUGAGCUUCUUGUCAGACUUUUGUUGAUUCGUUCAUUUGUUACAAGCCACGCACUCCGAAGAGCAUCCGUAAACUAGAGUCUCACGAUUUAAUGUUAACAAUAGCAAAUUGAAAUGUACGUAGAGUAAUUGCCGUUGGUACUGAGCUAGAUAUGUUUUACUAAUCGUUUUGCUUUGUACCUCUCGGUAUCUCAAAACCCCUUAAUCUUCCAAUUACAGAAAACGCGAAUAUUUCGAACAAAUCUAUGGCGAGUACAUGCUAUAGGGACAGCGCCAGUUGGCCAGAACCCAUCUCAUAACUAUACUCAACAUUUCUCAAACAUUGUCUAACGUUUAGUUGAUAGAACACAGAACACACAACCCCCAAAAUGCAAAUAGAUUAAAGAUGAAGAUAUACAAAUAAAGCACACAUUUUGUCGAUUCUAUUUGCCAAGUGAAA